GAAUUCGGAGAGUUUGCAUUACUUGACAACAUGGACUCGAGAGAAAGAUACCUCUUUGAAUACAGCAAAAAAUACCCAACCGCCUCCUAUGAACAAGCCAUAGAAGCAUACGAGAAACAACAAGCAAGACAUGUCAGUAGGAGCCUAGGGAAAAAGCAGCCUGAAAUUGAUCUUAACACUUUUGCAAUGAAAAUGGAUGUUGUUGAAUAUGCAUUUGAGCACCAAGACAAACAUGACCAAAACAAUACUGUCAAUGCCUUUCUCAAGUUCUUGCAGGAGGAAUGCAUUAAUCGAUGGACGCCCGAUUGUAAUUAUUAUUCGCCAUAUGUGUCAGUAGUACAAGCGAGUGGCAUGGGAAAGUCUGCAAUGAUCAAAUUGAUUUCUGACAGAGUAUUUGUUGUAUACUGUUGUUUGAGGAAUGUGCAAAAGCAAGAAUUAGAUCUAGGCUAUCCAAAAUCGUCCAGCAUCACUCCAAUCUUGUUGCUUGAUCAUAAGUUGACAAAAACGUUAGAUAAUGGGGUUGAAAUUUCUGUUCAUCCAGAAAACAUUCAUCUGCAAUUUCUGGGUGCUUGUAUUAGUAUAGAUUUGCUGGCCACAUCAUCAUCAGUGACGCCAUCAGGAUGGUUUGACUUCCAAAAAGAUCCUUCCUUUUGGUCACAAAUUCAUGCAUUGAUGGAGAAACUGAAGAACGAAAUCCCAGAACCUCAGUCUGAAAUUGAACUGCAAGACGAAAGGCUCUCAUCAGAAUUCCUGUCAACUAAAUUGCGAUAUACUUUUACUAGCUACCUAUUCAAAACCCUAACCCAUACAUCCAAGCUCUCUACUUCUCUUUCUAAUCACUAUCUCUCUUAUCAAAAUGAGCAAUCCUGA
Paraglomus occultum is the source of this 870-nucleotide messenger RNA. NCBI's taxonomy places the organism in Eukaryota, Fungi, Glomeromycota, Glomeromycetes, Paraglomerales, Paraglomeraceae. The record is from the annotation of a GenBank genome assembly.